Mesitornis unicolor (brown roatelo) is the source of this 3205-nucleotide messenger RNA. RefSeq names its product PHD finger protein 20-like 1 (gene PHF20L1). Gene Ontology annotation, biological process: regulation of transcription by RNA polymerase II. The record is from RefSeq and is a predicted model, not a curated record. Gene Ontology annotation, cellular component: NSL complex. Bases 19 to 2991 code for a protein of 990 amino acids. The transcript is spliced from 19 exons. NCBI's taxonomy places the organism in Eukaryota, Metazoa, Chordata, Aves, Mesitornithiformes, Mesitornithidae.
GAAAAAGAAAAUAUCAAGAUGAGUAAAAAGCCUCCAAAUCGUCCUGGAAUCACGUUUGAGAUUGGUGCUCGCUUGGAGGCACUGGACUAUUUACAAAAAUGGUAUCCAUCUCGUAUUGAGAAGAUGGAUUAUGAAGAGGGGAAGAUGUUGGUCCAUUUUGAACGUUGGAGUCAUCGCUACGACGAGUGGAUUUACUGGGACAGCAAUAGGUUGCGACCCUUGGAGCGACCAGCAUUAAGGAAAGAAGGGCUGAAAGACGAUGAAGAAUUUGUUGAUUUUAAACCUGGAGAAGAAGUCCUAGCUCGUUGGACAGACUGUCGAUAUUACCCUGCAAAGAUUGAAGCAAUUAAUAAAGAGGGAACAUUCACAGUUCAAUUCUAUGAUGGUGUUAUUCGAUGUCUUAAGAGGAUGCAUAUUAAAUCUAUGCCAGAGGAUGCAAAAGGACAGGAUUGGAUAGCUUUGGUCAAAGCUGCUGCAGCAGCAGCAGCCAAGAACAAAGCGGGAACUAAACCUAGAACCAGCGCAAACAGCAAUAAAGAUAAAGAGGACAGAAAAUGGCUAAAAGUUCCUUCAAAAAAGGAAGAAACCUCAACCUCUACAAUCAUGGAGGAAGUCCAAAAAAAGGAAGAGGAGCCUACAUCUAGUGACACAUUUGGAUUUCCUGUAGUGGAUGUUCCAAAGAUGGCCUUUGUGCAGGCAGAGAGCACAUUAUCACAGAAGAGGAAAAGUAAUCUAGGCAACUCAUUUCAGGCAAAGAGAGCUCGUCUUAACAAGAUCACUGGUUUAUUGGCAUCCAAAGCUGUUGUUGCGGAUGGUGCUGAAAAAAAGGAAGGCAACAAAGAAACAGCUCCAGUCCUGGAGCAGGAGAUUUCACCUAAACCACAAAGUCAGAAAAAAAAUGAAGCUGAUAUUAGCAGUUCUGCCAACAUUCAGAAACCUGCACUGUUAUCCUCAACUUUGUCUUCAGGAAAGGCUCGCAGCAAGAAAUGCAAACAAGAAUCUGGAGAUUCUUCUGGGUGUAUAAAGCCCCCUAAAUCACCACUUUCCCCAGAAUUAAUACAAGUCGAGGAUUUGACGCUGGUCUCUCAGCUUCCUUCUUCUGUGAUAAAUAAAACUAGUCCAUCACAGCCAGUGAAUUCCCCUAGAUCCUACAAACAUAGCCAACGGAGGAGAAGAUCACAGCGUUUAGCCACUUGCUCCUUGCCUGAUGAUUCUGUAGAAAAAGUUUCUUCUCCCUCUUCAGUUACUGAUGGAAAAGUGUUCUCCAUCAGUGGUCAAAACCAGCAGUCAUCAAAAUUGGAGGUACCUGAUGUUGCUCAUAUGUCACUUGAGAAGCGUGGACCGUGUCUCCCUCUUGAUUUAAGCCGUAGUUCGGAAGUUACAGCACUAUUAUCCGCUGAAUCCACUUUCCGUAAUGAAUAUCCCAGUAAAGACAAGGAAGAUAUUCAGAUGAUUACAUAUCUUUCUUCCAAAGCAGUAACUGAUGGAAGAGUAGCUACAACAGCGUCAGGUGCAGCAAGAAUGGAAAGAAAAGGAAAACUCGAAGAGAAAAGUUCUUCAACAUAUGGUAAAAAGAAAGAAAAGGAAAAGGACAAAAAAGAGAAAAAGGAGAAAGAUCAUAAAUCAAAACAGAAAAAGAAGAAGAAAAAAAAGAAGAAAUCUAAACAGCAUGAUUAUUCAGAUUAUGAAGAUAGUUCUGUUGAAUUCUUGGACAGGUGCUCCUCUCCGUUAACACGGUCCUCGGGGAGCUCUCUGACUUUGCGGAGCAUGUUCUCAGAGAAGAAUACAUCGUACCAGUAUCCACGAGCUAUCCUGUCUGUUGACCUUAGUGGAGAAAACCUUUCAGAUGUGGAGUUCUUGGAUGAUUCCUCUACGGAGAGUUUGUUACUUAGUGGUGACGAGUACAAUCAGGAUUUUGAUUCAACUAAUUUUGAAGAGUCUCAGGAUGAAGAUGAUGCUCUCAAUGAAAUUGUUAGAUGCAUUUGUGAACUGGAUGAAGAAAAUGGCUUCAUGAUUCAGUGUGAAGAGUGCUUGUGUUGGCAGCACAGUGUGUGCAUGGGACUGUUAGAGGACAGCAUUCCCGAGCAGUACAUCUGUUAUAUCUGCAGAGAUCCACCAGGUCAGAGGUGGAGUGCCAAAUAUCUUUAUGACAAAGACUGGCUAAACAAUGGACACAUGUGUGGAUUAUCAUUUUUGAAAGAGAACUACUCUCAUCUUAAUUCCAAAAAGAUUGUGUCAACGCAUCACCUACUGGCAGAUGUAUAUGGUGUAACUGAAAUACUGCACGGACUGCAGCUGAAGAUUGGGAUACUGAAAAAUAAGCAUCAUCCAGACCUUCAUCUCUGGGCUUAUUCAGGGAUGCGAAAAGAACAAGAACAAAUAACUGUUGGGGUAGAGAAAAGAUUAGUGACUUUGCCGGAUGCUGUGAAUCCAUCUGAAAGGACGUGUCACAGUCAUAACCAUAGAGUGCCACCCAGUGUACCCCAGAAGAUGGAAGAAACGUACAUCACAAGUGAGCACAGUUACCAAAAACCACAGAGUUUUGGUCCAGACUGCAAAGCAGUCACAGACCCUAUGAGCUCAGAUGAUGAAGAUACGAGUAGUUUUGAGGAAGAUCAGGAAUUUCACACAGAAAGUAAAAACUGUUUACAAUAUUCUUUUAGAGAUGAUGGCAUGAAUGAGCAGAAUUCUGCUGAAGGAAACACUGUGUUUGUUUGUAACGAAAGAAGAGGCUCCGAAGAACAAGUGGACACACAUCUUCAAUGGCAGCUAAAUCUCCUUACUCAUAUAGAGAAUGUACAAAACGAAGUCACCAGCAGGAUGGACCUGAUUGAAAAAGAAGUUGAUGUGCUAGAAAGUUGGCUUGACUUCACUGGAGAAUUGGAACCACCAGAUCCUCUGGCAAGAUUGCCUCAGCUCAAGCGACGUAUCAAACAGCUCUUAAUUGACAUGGGAAAAGUACAGCAAAUAGCUACGCUUUGCUCUGUAUGACAAAAGGAAGAAUAAAGGAAGAAAAAUAGGUUAUUUACAGUGAAUUUUCUUACUAGCCGCAAGACUGACAGGAAGACAGCAAAAAGCUGAGCAUAUAUCUGGUUCUUUGCUGAUUGCAUUAAUAGCCUGAAGCUUUAGAGAGAGGAGAGGCGAUCUAGAGUAAGGAAUGUGUUUGUACUGAAAACCUGAAUAUUCAGUUUCCAAGCUUCAAAAU